AUGAACGUCGCGGUGGCACCGCCAGUCACGGAUAGCGGUCGCCCAUCCGGCACCGUCAACGAGAUCGCCACUGCACUUGGGCAGUCGCAUAUCACCCCCAAGCAGCUGGCGGAGGCUGUGUGGCGCCAUUUCUUUGUAAUCAUCGCUGAAGAGGGGAUCUCGCGUGGGGAAAUCGUGAAGCGUUUCGAGACUGCGAUGGACAAGAGUCUCACACUCCACCGCCGCACUCCGACUGGCCGCGACCCCCUGCCGCUCCUCGCUGUGCGACUGAACGAGUGGGGCCACCUCACUGUGCUGAAGCCGGAUGGCACAGAGGAGACCCUUGUCGCGGAGUAUCUCUUUUAA
This is a messenger RNA of Trypanosoma grayi, 345 nucleotides long. Its product is annotated as biotin/lipoate protein ligase. The transcript has a single exon. The record is from RefSeq and is a predicted model, not a curated record. Lineage: Eukaryota; Euglenozoa; Kinetoplastea; Trypanosomatida; Trypanosomatidae. Bases 1 to 345 code for a protein of 114 amino acids.